AUGGGGCACGCUAUUGAAGCAGGAUGGUUCCUCUUAAAUGAAGCAUUAAAAACGGGAGACACUGAACUCAAGAAAACAGCCAUCAAACAUUUCAUCAACGGAUCUUAUAACCGAGGAUGGGACGAAAAAAACGGUGGACUGUUCUACUUUCUCGAUGCCGAUGAUCUUUCUCCAGUUCAGUUAGAGUGGGGGAUGAAGCUAUGGUGGCCUCACGCUGAAGCCAUAAUAGCUUUCUUGAUGGCCUUUCAAUCAACAGGAGAACAGCAUUUUGCAACUGUUUUUGAUAAAGUGUUCUCUUACACAUUGGAGAAGUUUUCUGAUCCUGCAAUGGGAGAAUGGUACGGGUAUCUGACACGGGAAAACCAGUUAAAUCAGGACUUUAAGGCAGGACCUUAUAAAGGAUGUUUCCACGUCCCUAGGGCUCUAAUGAUGUGUGAGAUGAUGCUGAAGCAGAUGUUAGACAAAAACAAUUGACACAAGACAUAAAAAUUGGUCUAAUCUAUUAAUGAUUAGCGUAAAGCAAAAUAUUAUUUUAGCUGUAUCAACAAAUCUAAAUUUUUAAUCUUGUAUUUUGUAAUAGAAGAUAGAGAAUGUUGUAUUAAGUGGCAUUAUAAAAGAGUUGGUACAAAAAGCAGUAACUAUAGUAAAAAGAACAACUUCCUGAUGGUUUUACUUAUAGUAACUUACAAUUCAAGAAAUGAAUAAAAUGAAUUUUUUCCUCU
Limulus polyphemus (Atlantic horseshoe crab) is the source of this 722-nucleotide messenger RNA. Its product is annotated as N-acylglucosamine 2-epimerase-like. Bases 1 to 474 code for a protein of 157 amino acids. Gene Ontology annotation, biological process: carbohydrate metabolic process; N-acetylmannosamine metabolic process; N-acetylglucosamine metabolic process. NCBI's taxonomy places the organism in Eukaryota, Metazoa, Arthropoda, Merostomata, Xiphosura, Limulidae. Gene Ontology annotation, molecular function: N-acylglucosamine 2-epimerase activity. The transcript is spliced from 4 exons. The record is from RefSeq and is a predicted model, not a curated record.